GCUUAGUUCCACUUAGUCGAUUCACGUAUCCUCCAAAUGCCGUGUUCGUAGACCUUGCUAGUAUAAGCUUAAUGGAAUCUUGGACAAUCGCUUGGUUAACCUUUCAAAGAGUAUCGUCAUGUGGCAGGGUGAUAUGCACGGCGAGUCACGAGGUCACACCGAAAUGGAAUGGAAAUUGAAUUCAGGUCGAAAACUGGUACAGCGGCCGACACCACCGAGUGACCCUGGAGAUAAUGACAUCCAGCGAGUACCGCAACGAUCUCGGAAACGGAGCGCCGCUGCUCAAGUUGUGGAUAAGCGCCGCAGCGCAUCACACGUGUGCUGGUAUGACGGCUUCUGUGGAAUCAGCGAUUCCCACAUCGAUCCUUUUCUUUCAGGUGUACAGUUGUGUGCCCAGAAUUGGUCACGAACGCUCCAAAACCAGUCGGUACCAUUAGUUUCAAGAAUGACACCCGAAGUGUGGCUCUUGCCGAUUCAUCUUCUCUGAAUAGAAAAAGAAUAAGUUAAAUGUUUCUACACAUGUCGAAAACAGAAAACAUGGCAUUUGACCAGAAGCAUCUAUACCAUACAUAUUUCGACA
This is a messenger RNA of Physcomitrium patens, 580 nucleotides long. The record is from RefSeq and is a predicted model, not a curated record. NCBI's taxonomy places the organism in Eukaryota, Viridiplantae, Streptophyta, Bryopsida, Funariales, Funariaceae.